UUUCGCGAGCAGAAGGUGCCACACGCUGGGCCAUCGAUUCGACGCUCGUCUAAAAGGAUUGUAGCUGGUGAUCCCCGAAAGACGACAGACGCUCGAAGGAGAACUUACUCGAGCAACUACACUCGUGAAUAGUUCAAGGUGGGGCCGAUUCUUAGAAUCGGUCGGAUAUCGUUUCUCCAAUUCUGGAUACCACGGUGGUCGUCGAUUCCUCCAUUCGAUUCGAUCUAAGUGUCUCAGAGGAAAAAGAGCGUAGAUCCGAGGAUAGGAUAGCCACAGUCCUGGACUCCAGUCAUGCCGAAUUACUGUGCACACGAGGAUUACGAUUAUGGGACAGCCGAUGGAACAUCGCAGGAGGGUCCUGGUAGAACGAUACAACAGGUGCCAGGAGCCAGGCCCAUAGUGGACCCACAAGCCCAAGGAGAGGUCGAUCCCACCUUGUAUCCUCAACCAAAAGAGGCGACGCACAAGAUUCGUGGCAAGAGCGACGUGAUCGAGUACCUGUUUGGUUCCGUAGAUCAGGAAUUGCUUACCGUGAAAACGUUCUACUUCUUCUUCUAUUCUGCCUUUGGUUCCCUUUUUCCUUUGAUGGGAGUUUAUUUCAAGCAGAUGGGCAUGAACGCCGGCCAGUGCGGUCUCCUGAUGGGACUAAGACCCUUCAUCGAGUUCCUUAGCGCGCCCUUCUGGGGUUCGUUGGCUGACAGGUGGCAAAAGGGCAAGGUGAUUUUUUUAGCCUCUCUGUCUUGCUGGAUCAUCUUCACUCUUCCUCUGGCCUUCAUGCAACCACCGGCCACAUCGUGUUGGGUUAUACGAAACAACACGCCGUAUCUGGAACCACCGAACCCUAAAUUAAGAAUAGUUAAACGGUCCGCCAAUCUUGACGAUUUUUAUCAUCGAAAUGACGAAGAAUGUUUAGAGAUAGCGGACAACGUCGUUUUCGAGAGGCUGCGUAAAGACAGCAAGCUAAAUCCACUGGCGGCUCUCAGUUUACAAAUGAAUCAGGGCACGAUGAACGAUGUACGACAAAAUUACGAUCUCAAUAACGAUAGAGUUCGAAGAGAAACGCAAGAAGGAACAAGUACUUCAACAGAAGAGAGCCCUGUCGAAGAUUUGAAAUACAAACAGCUGGUGUUCGAAGAAAACGAUCCCGAAGCUAAGACUAUCGACUUUGAGACUCUGCAAAGGAAAAACCGUCCAGCUGAUGUGCUCGAAUACAAACGUUUCCUAAAUAACCAACCUUUGGACGAUGGAAGACCACCAAAGAAGGCGUAUACGCAUACCAAGACGAGAGUGAAACCACCACCAAUGAAGGUCAUGAUGAAAAGAGACGCCAAUGAUGAAAUUUCAGAGGAGAAGGAGUCUCCAUCCAAGUUUCAAACGGUCACCGUGAACUCUCCAAGUAAAGUAUCCUUGUUGGACGAAGAGGAAGAAGAAGAAGAAGCGAACGAAAAUGACGAAAAUAAUGACGAAGAUGUCCAGAUACCGUUGGUUAGGACCAAACGUUACGUCAACGUACCUCACUCCGGCAAGAGUCCUCAUAGUGUUUCCAAUGCUGCGAAUUACAACGAAGAGGAGAACAAAGGAUGGGUGAAACCUCUCUACAGUUCGAUUGUCUACAGAUUGCCGGACAUCCAAAAAACUUUCUUCCUCCUGUUACUGUUGGUGAUAGUGGGUGAAUUCUUCUCGGCGCCUGCGAUCACUCUAGCUGACUCUGCCGUCAUCACUUUAUUAGGCGAAGACGCGGACAAGUACGGUCACCAGCGAAUGUUCGGUAGUUUAGGCUGGGGUCUUGCUAUGUUCUUCGUCGGUAUCGCUUUAGAUCACAGCACUGCGUUCUCCGAGCAUCCAUGCGGUCCAGAUGCAAUGGAGAAGAAUUAUACGAUCUGCUUCGCGAUCUUCAGCGUCCUCAUGGGUGCCGCUCUGAUCACUGCCACGCAGAUCAACUUUAAAUACGAUUUUCCGGUCACGGAACUGGAAGUGGAGAAGCCUCCUGCAGAACCAACAAGGGAGGAGCAGCUGCAGAGUCAACUGUCUCAACAGUUGAAUCUGCCCAGUCUUCAGGACUCGUCUGCAGGGGUAAAUCUGAAUGUGAAACAACAACCGCCUGAAGGCAAGACGAAAAUGUUCGCUCAAACGACGCGAGAGAUCCCGGAAUGGGUGACCGUAUUGAAGCAAUUCAAAGACCUCAAGUGCGCAUCCUUCCUUUUCGUCGCGUGGUUCAUGGGAUUCGGUAUCGGGCUGAUUUUUACCUUCCUCUUUUGGCAUCUUCAGGACUACAAUGGCACACCGACUCUAUUUGGUGUCGCCUCUGUGAUCAAUCACAUUUCCGAGAUAUUCGCUUACUUCUUCAGCUUUAAACUGAUCCGUCAAAUCGGUCACGUGAAGGUGUUGUGCAUGGGACUGGGUGGAAACGUGUUUCGUUUCCUUUAUAUUUCUUAUCUGACGAUUCCAUGGUGGGUGCUGCCUUUCGAAUUCAUCCAGGGAAUAACCCAUGCGGCUGUGUGGGCCGCGUGUUGCAGCUACAUCUCUCAUAAUACGCCUCCACAAUUGCGUACGAGCGCGCAGGGUGUUCUUCAAGGUAUCCAUCAUGGUCUUGGCAGGGGAUGCGGAGCUGUGAUCGGUGGCAUGUUCGUCGACGCUUACGGAACAACUGCGACAUUCCGAGCUUACGGUCUCAUCUGCAUCGUCGUUCUUGGCGCGUUCGUGUUCAUCAACUUUUACAGAAAGGAUACAGGCUUCGUCUCCGAGCUGCCACAGACGGAGGAUCCUCGUCAAGUAGCCGAAGCGACACAUCUGGCACCGCACGGUGUACCUAGCAACGCCAUUCCUCGCGCUCUCAGCUCUACUCGACUGCACGAAUUGGCUAAUCAAGACACGGGCUACGGCGCCACUUACCAAUCUGGCGAUACUCUCAACGUGCCAGGUGCGAAUGGAGGCCCAGUAAACCCGACGAAUCCAUUUCUGAACACUGGAGGCGGCGGCGGAGGUGGAUAUAAUUACGGUAUGACUGGCAAUGGCGAGGACGAGUAUAUCCGUAGGAGCUUCCAGCUUUACAAUGAGGUGAUUAGCAGGGAAUUCGACCUGGUUAAACCACCACCGAUAGUGACCCAUCUACACGCUCAACAACCAUGCACCAACCCCUUCCAUCAGCACGACUACGAAUGGUAACAGUCCGGGACGUUCGAUCCCACUUGAGGCGAUUAGGAUGCUCAUGGAACGCUGGUCGAUAACCGGCAUGUUCUCUGGAGAACCGAAAACGAAGAACCAGCUUCGGAGUGCUAGGCAGAAGGAAUUUUUACACGGUUAAAAAAGUUCGAUGAAAACCCCUUGGUGCCUCCUUGGAGCAACACCGUUCGUUAUACUCGCAUUAAAAACGCCUGAUAGCGUCGAUGCAAACUAUUGCAACAAAUUAAUCACGGUAUAAAGAGCAAAUAAACAGAGAGAAUUCUUUCCGAUGCUAACAAUUCGAUUAUCAAGCUUGGAGAAGCAUCGAAAGGAUAAAGCGCAACAUUCAAAAAGAUAAAAAAGAAUUGACCAUGAGACUGAUCGAUAGAACGAUGAUUUAAAAGUGCCUGCUCACUAUGAUCUUCUUGUUUACCGUUGAACACUGCUGGGAUUACGAGUUUCGUAACGCUAACGUAAUCGACGAAAAAUAUUCGAAGAAACAUGCGUAAUAGGUGAGGAUCGCUCGCUGGGGGCACCGAAGGGCAGCUUCGAUCGGUUGAGAGGAACGUCUGCGAAAUAUACGAGACGAAAGUCCAAGCGCGAAUCGAAAGAAAGCCAUCCGAUAGAAAUAUUUUGUUAGGAUAUAAACGUGCUGGUCCCGUGAUACGUGAUCGUCUCGUAGAAUCCACUUUUAACGUUAUUUUAACAAAUUUGAGAUGCAAGUGAAGACAAGAUCUUCACGUACCACACGGAUCAUCUCGUGUAUAUGCAUAAAAGGCCACGAUGUACAGCAAAGAAAACAAAUGUCUUUCGUGACUGAAAUCUAUGUACGUAAUAUACCUGACACGUGUAGUACGGCACAACACGAUCUGCGGGGUCGCUUCAACGAAAACUCAUAUCCUAUACAAGGACUUGCAUUCCAUGGUAGCGUUCGAGUGCAUUUUCAUCGGUUGUCAAAUACGAAUCGACGAGAACGAGAUUUUCAAAGAUUCCAUCUUCUCUAACCGGUCAGUCGAGACUUCCGCGAUUUGAAACAGAAUCGGCCGAAGAAAAUCGAUUUGCGAGUUUCUCAUCGUACGGAUUCGAGAAUUCGAUGAAACUCGGGUCACGGCCGCGCCCUCGAAUGCAAGCAAUUCGAUGUAACUAUUACGUGUAUCUUGAUGUGCAAAAUCGUAUUACUCCCUUCGCUUCUCUCGUUUUGUUACGAUUCUCUCCACUAUUGCGUAUCUAGUAUUCUUUGACGAAAGUCGUGAAUCGCUAAAUAUCAUUGUAAAUACUAUUAUCUCUCUUUCUCUCUGCUUCUCUUCGCGUGUGAAUAUUAAAGAAUGACCCUUGACUCUUCUCUCGUUCGCCCGUUGUUUUCCGUUUCUAGGCUGAACGUUGCUCGUUGCGUGUUGUAUCUGUAAAAUGUUUCACACGUACUGUAAUUACUGUAGACUAUCGAGUUGUUAAUUCAAAUACUGUUUUCUUAUGUGAACUGGAAACCACGUUUCUCCGCGAUAGGUGUAUGAUAUUGUUAAUAAUGAGAGAUAAUUAAGCGGAUUCGUGAUAAAGAUGGAAAGCGUAACCCGGUCUUUAUCGUGGGAAUCUCAAUAAAACUAUUAACGUCGUACGUUUGCCCGAAUCAACGUUGAAGUUCUCGAGCCAUCGCUAUUUUCUUACUACUUAGUUUCAGUCAGACAAUGUAUCGUUUUAAACGCACUCAAUUCGAUCUUGUUCGAAGUGAAAGCUCGAUUCGAAGCCGCUCGAAUCGAAGGUAAAGCGAUCCGAGAGCACAUACCCCGGAAUGUUUUUCACUCGGGUUUUUCAUGGGGUAUUUUUGUUCGAUUUGGUUCGGCUAAGUGUGCGAAUAGCCUGAACCAAGCGGAAUCUCGUUUCCCGAGGCACAAGCUAGACGUAAUGUUGUACCUACAUUACCUUAAAUGAAAUUUAAACACUAAGGCAUAGCGUUGUACGUAUCAGAGUGCUUUUUAGCUCAGUAUUGUUACGUAGUCGGUACGGUUACAUUAUUAUUAAUCGUAUGUGUGUGCGUCAGAAUGAACACGUGUCACAGGGGUGUUUCGUUUUCUCAUUGUUCCCCUGUAUGAACACCGGUUUUCGAGGACACCUUCCACCGAAAUCGAAUAGAAUUAGGCCAACAGCGCCCGUAAGCACGAAACGGAUAAUCAUAAUGUAGUAGCUGAUGUUGUAAACGCAGUUUCCAUCAGAAUGUCCGAUGGACGUAAUAAGACAGCGAACAACGUGGAUCGAACCUCAUUGUCUCGCGACUAACAUGCACACGUGCACGAUACACAAUGAGAUCACUUAUCUAAUUAAUCAUCGAAAGACAAAUAUCGAAUGAUAGUAGAUUGGAUAGAUCUAGCGCUUGCAAUUGGUCGGCCACACUCCCGAUGCAUGUGAUUUUCUAAUAAUUUGAAUACGAUACUUUGUUGGACAUUGCGUAAACGAAUGCUUCUGGCGUCCCAUUUAUAGUUUGCUUUCGUAGAUUUAAGAAAAAUCGCUGUCAAGCCUGUUAGAUUUGUUACACGGCAUCCGGUGAAAGGCGUGCUCGAAAUAAAUGAAGUUAUCAAUUAUUUGUUUCGCGUUCUUCGACAACUAGCUCUCUAAUAAUAAUCGUACGAUUCGCAACAAGCAAUAUUGCGUGUCGUUACCAACCGGGCAGAACACUUUUUUAAUGACAUUUAACUCCAAGUCUUCCUAUCACGUAGACCUAUUAAGAGAUCAGAAAUUUCUGUCAGAGAAGAAUUCUAAAAGCAGGAAUAAAAAGUAGCAGGAAAGCAAGGAACGUCUGAGGAAUCGCUACAUAUUGCGUAAUAUAAUGUAGCCGACGUCAUGCGAUCGAACAAAACAUACGGUGGAUUCUAACUUUACUUUCACCUUCUAUUAAUAUUUCACACGACGUAUCUUCUCUUUCCUCUUCUUUCGACGUACCUUUUACCUUUUUCUUUUUUGAGCGACUUUGCUCGAGCAUACUUUUCACCCAUACCAACGCGUAUCUCGUGAUAGUCACCGUAACCAAAGUGCAGGACAUAGGAAAAGUGCAUGACAGGGAACAUUUGGCGAACUCGAUACAUAUCAUAUAGCGAUUAAGUUGAAGAAAAAUCGAUGUAACAUUCGAGGAACAGCCGCUUCGCACGUGAUUACUUCGUCUCGCUUGGUAUCGUCGGUAGAACGACCGAUAACACGUCUUUCGUUUCUAAUACUUCUCGAGAGAGAACGAUUCGCGAUAAAGGAAUACGACGUGAUCGCGAACAAACGGGCUGAGAUCAUAUCUUCUGUUAUAUCAUACGAUCACAAUUCGUACAUACAUUUCGUGUUUUUUUUCUUUUUUUUUAAAUACGUUCUCACGUUCAAAUGACUGAAGUAACGUACAUAGAAUUCGGUUCAUUUCGCUAUUCGAGCUGUUCAUCGACGAGCUGAGGAAUUCAUUGUAUUCGUAUUGAGAAAGGCCUGUCGAGGGAUUCAUGUGCGAAGCGCGAUAAACGAUAGCUGUACGAUAGGUACAGCGUCAUUAAUAGAUUAUUAACAGAGAAAAGAUAUAAUAUAUAGUAACGAUGUAAUUAAUAUACAGUUUCAACAAAAGA
Messenger RNA from Bombus impatiens (common eastern bumble bee), 6746 nucleotides. It is a transcript of the gene jef, whose product is annotated as major facilitator superfamily domain-containing protein 6. The transcript is spliced from 11 exons. Gene Ontology annotation, cellular component: membrane. The record is from RefSeq and is a predicted model, not a curated record. Lineage: Eukaryota; Metazoa; Arthropoda; Insecta; Hymenoptera; Apidae. Bases 292 to 3165 code for a protein of 957 amino acids.